Odocoileus virginianus texanus is the source of this 3415-nucleotide messenger RNA. The record is from RefSeq and is a predicted model, not a curated record. Lineage: Eukaryota; Metazoa; Chordata; Mammalia; Artiodactyla; Cervidae.
GCCCCCUCUACGCCAGCCCGGCCCAGAUAGACCCCAGGGUGACCAGAACUCUCCUCGGACCCGUUACCUGGGUCUUGGGGAUUCGAAGAAACCCUCUGGCCCACCCGAAACCGGGAGACUCAGCCCUGGAGGUCCCCUACUCCCGACCACCCCCCGCCCCCCCAGGCUCCCUGGAGACCCAGAUAACGCGCAGCUGACCUUACCAGGGACCCGGGUCUGGGGGACGCAGAUAAGCUGCACCUGCUCCCUCCCCUCAGACACGCCUACCCGGACCCACAUAACCCCCUUUGCUGCUCCAUAUAGUCCGCUCUUUCCCCUCUGUUUCAUUUCCCAGAACCACAUAACCCCUUUUGAGGCUUCCCUCAAAUAUUUGGUUCUGGGGAACCCAGAUGAGCUCUCCCAUAGUUUCCUCCUUGGCGAUCCUACUCCCAACCUCCAGACAGCUUCCACGCAGUUCCAUUUGAGACUCUUGAAAUUCAGGGAAUUCGCCUUUUAUCUUAGCCCCUUUAACCCUCCAGCCGGAGUACACCAUCCGCAACCCGUCUCUCUUUCUUUGCGGUGGGUGUGGUGGCGGGGGUCUCUUUGGGAUUCAGAUAACUCGCCCCUCCCUCCCUCUCAUUCCUGAGACCUCCUCCAGUCUUCUCCCUGAAUUUCUGUCCCUUGUCUGGCAGCCGUCCACCCGCAGCCCUCGCAGUCCCGGGGCGUUUCAUACCCCCUCCUCCCCGCCACGCAGUAUGGUGGUCUAGAACUGCUCAGGAGCCAAGCUGUCCCCUGCAAAUCCUGUCCCAGGCUGUGGCCCCGUCUUGGUGGGGAAAAUGGACCUGCAAGGUGCAAGAUAAGGGGAUAUUGGGUGUGGGGAGUUGGUACUUUAACCUGUAAGUGUUCCUGUCUCCUGGCUUGUGUGUUUUCCCACCUGUCUGCCUGGGACUCGGAAAGAGCCUAGCCUGGGGUUUCUAACCCAGCCUCCCAAGGUGAAGCCACCGGAUUCAGGUGAAGAGAUUGUUUUCUGAAGGCUGCGUUGGAGGCUGUGACAGAGCACAGAGCCCUGUGGAGCUGAUGGGGAGGCUUUCUCAAUAACAUGGCCCUUCGCCAUUAGCCUUGCCAUGACCACAUUUUUCACCAGCGUCCCCCCCUGGAUUCAAGAUGCAAAGCAGGAGGAGGAAGUGGGCUGGAAACUAGUGCCCCGGCCUCGGGGCCGGGAGGCGGAGAGUCAAGUGAAGUGCCAAUGUGAAAUCUCGGGGACACCCUUCUCAAAUGGGGAGAAGCUGAGGCCUCACAGCCUCCCCCAUCCAGAACAGAGACCGUAUAGCUGCCCUCAGCUGCACUGUGGCAAGGCUUUUGCCUCCAAGUACAAACUGUAUAGGCACAUGGCCACCCACUCAGCCCAGAAACCCCACCAGUGCAUGUACUGCGAUAAGAUGUUUCACCGCAAGGAUCAUCUGCGGAACCACCUGCAGACCCAUGACCCCAACAAGGAGGCCCUCCACUGUUCUGAGUGCGGUAAGAAUUACAAUACGAAGCUGGGCUACCGGCGCCAUCUGGCCAUGCAUGCCGCCAGCAGUGGCGACCUCAGCUGCAAGGUGUGCCUGCAGACCUUCGAGAGUACCCAGGCCCUGCUGGAGCACCUGAAGGCCCACUCACGCCGGGUAGCAGGUGGUGCCAAGGAGAAGAAGCACCCCUGUGACCACUGUGACCGGCGGUUCUAUACUCGUAAGGACGUGCGGCGGCACCUGGUGGUCCACACAGGCCGGAAGGACUUCCUGUGCCAGUACUGUGCGCAGCGUUUCGGCCGCAAAGACCACCUGACGCGUCAUGUCAAGAAGAGCCACUCGCAAGAGCUGCUCAAGAUCAAGACGGAGCCGGUGGACAUGCUUGGCCUGCUCAGCUGCAGCUCCGCAGUCAGCGUGAAGGAGGAGCUGAGCCCCGUGCUCUGCGUGGCCUCCCGGGACGUGGUGGGGGCCAAGGCCUUCCCUGGCAUGUUGCCCAUGGGCAUGUAUGGUGCCCACAUCCCUGCCAUGCCCAGUGCGGGCGUGCCACACUCCCUGGUGCACAACACGCUGCCCAUGGGCAUGAGCUACCCUCUGGAAUCCUCACCUAUCUCUUCUCCAGCUCAGCUUCCUCCAAAAUACCAGCUUGGAUCUACCUCAUACUUGCCCGACAAAUUGCCCAAAGUGGAGGUGGAUAGUUUUCUGGCGGAGCUUCCUGGAAGCCUGUCUCUCUCAUCCGCUGAACCCCAGCCCACCUCACCUCAGCCGGCGGCAGCUGCGGCCCUCCUAGAUGAAGCACUGCUCACCAAGAGCCCCGCCAACCUCUCUGAGGCUCUCUGCGCUGCUAAUGUGGACUUCUCCCACUUACUGGGCUUUCUUCCUCUCAACCUGCCCCCAUGUAACCCACCUGGGGCCACAGGAGGCCUGGUCAUGGGCUACUCCCAGGCUGAGGCUCAGCCCCUGCUCACCACUUUGCAAGCUCAGCCUCAAGAUUCCCCAGGGGCUGGGGGACCACUGAACUUUGGGCCACUGCACUCCUUGCCACCUGUCUUCACCUCUGGCCUGAGCACCACAACCCUGCCUCGUUUCCACCAGGCAUUCCAGUAGCCGCAAGGAGGCCCUCAGCUCAGUCCCGGCUCUGUCAGGGAGCCUCAGUACCUGUCCCAUCUGCAUCCCCCAUGAAGGCAGCUGAGCUUUCAGAGCUGGGUUCAGAAAGAAACAAUCCCAGCAUCUGUAUGGAGCACUUGGUCUGGGGGCUCAAGCUCCAGGAUUAGUUCCGGGAGGAAUCUUGAGCCCUAACCCCAUGAAAAGAUGUCAUACAAUAGGACUUCAGGUAUUUUUACUUUUUUUUUUUUUAAAAUCUGAAUCGGGAGCCACACCUAGCCUUCUCCUUCUCCAAAGCAUCGGAACCUCCUUCUCUUUGAAGAAGGGAGAGGUCUCUUGAAGACACAGAGGGUUUUACUUCGGAUGACCUCGAGAGAAGUAGCCCAAGAAGCCCGUCUUCUGGUCCCAGCCUGCAGACCCCACAGCAGUUGGUCAGGCCCUCCUGCAGAGGGUCCAUCGCCUGCUUCCAGUCAUCAGGCAGGGGGGAGGCCUCUGCCUGCUCCCCGUUACCUCCAUCCCUCCUGUCCCAACGUCUCCAUUUUCAGUCAGUGUUUUCCAGCAACGGUACCGUUUACACAGUCGCUUCAGACACACCAUUUCACCUCCCUUGCUGAGCUGUUAGCCUUAGAAUGAUUGCAGUGAACAUUGUUUACACACCGUGAAUCCAUUCCCACCAGUCCAUUCCAGUUGGCACCAGCCAGAACCACUUGGUACCUGGUGUUAACUGGAGCCCUGUUUACAAGGCGGAGUCGGGUCCCGACUUCUCUUCAUUUGAGGUCACAUUUUUCCCCUGUGGGGAAAUAAACUGACUUUGGACUGCUUCA